Messenger RNA from Parasteatoda tepidariorum (common house spider), 1707 nucleotides. RefSeq lists its product as uncharacterized. Gene Ontology annotation, molecular function: nucleic acid binding. Lineage: Eukaryota; Metazoa; Arthropoda; Arachnida; Araneae; Theridiidae. The record is from RefSeq and is a predicted model, not a curated record.
AGGCCAUAACCGUGGAUAAUAGAGAUAAUCGCUGCUUCAUGUGGGCAGUUCUGUCCGCCCUCCAUCCUGUACAGAACCACCAUCAACAUGCCUCCCGACAUGAACACUAUGAGUCGUUUAUUUCUACUCUCAAUUUUACCGGAAUUGAAUUCCCCGUGAGACUGCAAGACGUAUCUAAAUUUGAGAAACUGAACGGACUCUCUAUCAAUGUAUACGGACUAACGGAGAAUGAUAAAGUAUAUCCCCUAAUCAUUACGGAUGAAGAGAAAUCUCCCCAUGUCGACCUGAUCUAUCUUACCAGUGCAUCAUCCUCUCACUACGCCUGGAUUAAAGACUUGUCCAGACUACUUUCUAGUCAAUAUUCCAAACACAAUGGAAAGCGACUCAUCUGCCGCCGUUGUUUGCAGUUUUUCACAACGGAACCAGUACUUACACGCCAUCAGUUGAGCUGUAGUCAGCGUGAAGCUGUCAGAGUGCAGAUGCCCGAAGACAAGUGGCUGUCUUUCAAGAACAUGAAGCAUACCCAGCCAGUCCCAUUCGUCAUUUAUGCCGAUUUCGAAUGCCUCACAAAGCCAGUAGAUUCUUGUCAGCCUAACUCUAAAGAGUCAUACACCGAAACCAAUCAAAAACACGAGCCCAUUAGCUUUUGUUAUUAUAUCACAUCAACAAUGGGACCGUACAAGGAACCAUUCGUCUAUCGCGGACCUAACGCAGAGAAAAUGUUCAUGGAGCGCAUGAAAUUAGAAGCUGCCGAUAUCCACCGGAUCUACAAACACCCGCUGCCAAUGGAUCCUCUAACAGAAGAGGAGCAACGAGCCUUCGACACAGCAACACAUUGCUACUUAUGCCAGGAAAAGUUCUCUAAAAACAACUACAAAGUAAGGGACCAUGACCACCAAACCAAAAAGAUACGUGGGGCGGCUUGCAAUACCUGCAACUUAAAAGCAAGAACUCCUAAUUUCAUACCGGUCAUCUUCCACAACUUGUCCGGAUAUGACAGCCACCUCUUCAUCAAGGAACUGGGUGGGGAUGACGGAGAUAUUACUGUUAUCCCAGAAAAUACCGAGAAGUACAUCUCCUUCUCAAAGCAAGUCGGAAAACAUUUAAGUCUUCGAUUCUUGGACUCCUUUCGAUUUAUGGCCAGCAGUUUAGAUCAACUCGCUCGUAACUUGACGGAGGAUCAAUUUAAAUUGAUCCAAAGAUAUUUCUCAUCUGACCACCUUGCUCUACUUCUGCGAAAGGGAGUGUACCCAUACGAUUACAUCAACCACGCGGACAAGUUUAACGAAACUGUCUUACCUCCUCAAGAAGCCUUUUACAACCGCCUGAAUGAGACGAAUAUCACCGCGGAGGAUUACGAACACGCUCAAAAAGUUUGGGAAGUCUUCCGUUUGAACAGCCUAGGCGAGUAUGCUGACUUAUACGUCAAGUCUGACGUAUUACUGCUGGCAGACAUCUUUGAAAAUUUUCGGGAUGUUUGUAUGAAAACGUACGGGCUAGAUCCGGCCUGGUAUUACACUGCCCCAGGCCUAUCAUGGGACGCCAUGCUGAAGAAGACCGGAGUUCAGCUGGAGCUAUUGCAAGACUAUGAUAUGCUACUUUUUUAUAGAGAACGGGAUUCGAGGUGGAGUUUCCCAAUGCUCCCAUCGAUAUGCAAAAGCCAAUAACGUCUACAUGGAGGAGGAGUAUGAUAAAAACCAGCCAUCA